GGGGGGCGCCCGCUUCUUCCGGCCGGGAGCGGGUCGCAACAAAGGAGGGAUCGCGCCUUUCGCCAGCGCCGAGGAGGAUCGGGAAGACCCCUGAAUUUCCGACCCGGCUGCCGCGCGCAAAACUUCAUACUGUUGGGGGAGAGGGAGGAGGACGAGAAGGAGGGGCGAGGCGAGGCGGCCCGGGAGGGAAGCGCUGCUGGUGGCCUCGGCUCCCCCGACGGCACGAUGCUGUCCAACUCCCAGAACCAGAACCCCCAAAUACUUUUCCCCAACCCGCCGCCGCCGCCCCCGCCGCCGAUCCAGCCGCCCCAACAGCAGCAGCAGCAGCAGCAGCAGCAACUGGCCCCGCAACAACAAUUCCCCCAGUUCCACAUCAAGUCCGUCCUCCCGAUCAAGAAAAACGCCAUCACGGAUGAUUACAAGGUCACCACGCAAGUCCUAGGGCUGGGGAUUAAUGGGAAAGUUUUGGAAAUCUUCAACAAGAAAACUGGAGACAAAUUCGCUCUGAAGAUGCUGCAAGACUGUCCGAAAGCUCGCAGGGAGGUGGAGCUGCACUGGAGGGCCUCUCAGUGUGCUCAUAUCGUGAAGAUUAUAGACGUCUAUGAAAAUCUUUACCAGGGUCGAAAAUGUCUCCUGAUAGUCAUGGAAUGCUUGGAUGGUGGGGAACUCUUCAGUCGAAUUCAAGACAGAGGAGACCAGGCUUUCACAGAAAGAGAGGCUUCUGAAAUAAUGAAGAGCAUCGGAGAAGCCAUUCAGUAUUUACACUCAAUCAACAUUGCACACCGGGAUGUUAAGCCAGAAAACCUCUUAUACACCUCAAAAAGGCCGAACUCUGUAUUAAAACUCACCGACUUUGGAUUUGCUAAAGAAACCACCACACAUAACUCCCUAGCUACACCAUGCUACACACCAUACUAUGUGGCUCCAGAAGUACUAGGCCCAGAGAAAUAUGAUAAGUCCUGUGAUAUGUGGUCCCUUGGUGUCAUCAUGUAUAUUUUAUUGUGCGGGUACCCCCCUUUCUAUUCCAACCAUGGUCUGGCCAUUUCCCCGGGCAUGAAGAAACGGAUCCGGAUGGGUCAGUACGAAUUUCCCAACCCAGAGUGGUCAGAAGUAUCUGAGGAAGUUAAGCAGCUGAUCCGGAAUUUGCUGAAGACAGAUCCAACCCAGCGAAUGACUAUAAUGGAGUUCAUGAAUCACCCUUGGAUCAUGCAAUCAAUGCAAGUGCCACAGACCCCGCUGCACACUAGCAGAGUUUUGAAAGAAGAGAAAGAUCUUUGGGAGGACGUUAAGGAGGAGAUGACAAGUGCCUUGGCCACCAUGAGAGUGGAUUAUGAACAAAUCAAGAUUAAGAAAAUUGAAGACUCAUCCAACCCAUUGCUUAUGAAGAGGCGGAAGAAAGCAAACCCUGCUGAACCUACAGCACUCCCCCAUUGA
This is a messenger RNA of Lacerta agilis (Sand lizard), 1434 nucleotides long. RefSeq names its product MAPK activated protein kinase 2 (gene MAPKAPK2). Gene Ontology annotation, cellular component: nucleus; cytoplasm. The record is from RefSeq and is a predicted model, not a curated record. Gene Ontology annotation, biological process: inflammatory response; toll-like receptor signaling pathway; vascular endothelial growth factor receptor signaling pathway. NCBI's taxonomy places the organism in Eukaryota, Metazoa, Chordata, Lepidosauria, Squamata, Lacertidae. Gene Ontology annotation, molecular function: calcium/calmodulin-dependent protein kinase activity; ATP binding; mitogen-activated protein kinase binding. The transcript has 10 exons. Bases 226 to 1434 code for a protein of 402 amino acids.